Cicer arietinum (chickpea) is the source of this 1634-nucleotide messenger RNA. RefSeq names its product putative glutamine amidotransferase GAT1_2.1. Gene Ontology annotation, molecular function: hydrolase activity, acting on carbon-nitrogen (but not peptide) bonds, in linear amides. NCBI's taxonomy places the organism in Eukaryota, Viridiplantae, Streptophyta, Magnoliopsida, Fabales, Fabaceae. Gene Ontology annotation, cellular component: cytosol. The record is from RefSeq and is a predicted model, not a curated record.
AAGAUAGCCUCAUUAGAAUAACAUACACAACUUCUUCAUAAUUUUCUUCAACAUCAAAUCUUAAUCAAACACCGAUAAUAUAGCAAUUAUCAACUCAACCAAUUACAAUGUCUUUCGAUCUCUCCGUCAUUCUCCCUCGUGUUCUAAUUGUUUCUAGACGAACCCUUCGCAAGAACAAAUUUGUUGAUUUUGUUGGUGAAUAUCACCUUGAUCUUAUAGUCGGUUAUGGCGCGGUACCGGUCAUAGUUCCUCGUGUCUCCGGGGUCCACAUGUUGUUGGAUAGCUUUGAACCAAUUCAUGGCGUACUUCUAUGUGAAGGAGAAGACAUUGAUCCAUCAUGGUAUGAACAAGACACAUCAUGUCUUUCUCAAGAGGAAUUAGAAGAAAUAAAGAGACUACAUGUGAGUGACACAUCAAUUGAUAAAGAAAAAGAUUCAAUUGAAUUAGGACUAGCCAAACUUUGUUUAGAAAGAAACAUUCCCUACAUGGGAAUUUGUAGGGGAUCACAAGUCCUAAAUGUGGCAUGUGGAGGCACUUUAUAUCAAGACAUAGGAAAAGAGCUUUCAAAAAGUUGUUUAGAGAGUGAAAAGGUGGUGCAUAUGAAUUAUGAUGAUUAUGAUGGACAUAGACAUGAGGUAAAAGUUGUUGAAAACACACCUUUGUAUCAUUGGUUUAAGGAUUCUUUGGAAGAAGGGAAAAUGGAGAUUUUGGUUAAUAGUUAUCACCAUCAAGGUGUUAAGAGACUUGCACAACGUUUUCUUCCAAUGGCUUUUGCACAUGAUGGUUUGGUUGAAGGGUUUUAUGAUCCUGAUGCUUAUAAUCCUGAAGAGGGUAAGUUUAUUAUGGGAUUGCAGUUUCAUCCUGAACGUAUGAGGAAGGUUGAUUCAGAUGAAUUUGAUUAUCCAGGAUGCCCCUUUGCUUAUCAGGAAUUUGUGAAGGCAGUGGUUGCAUAUCAGAAGAGGUUGAGUAGUUUAACAUCGAUUAAAAAGCCUCUAAUGCUUAAUAAGGAAAUGGAAAACAAAAGGAAAGUUAUUGUGCGUAGUUUCUCACAUGCAAAAGACCUCUACAAUGCUGGUCGUGGGAUGAACUCAACCAAAGAUUCUGAACUUGAAGCUGGAGCAGAGUUUCUUGAGUCAAACACAGCCUUGAGCGUGCAACAAGAGAAUAGGCUAAAGCAAAUGGGUGCAACAGUUAGAAAUGCAGGGUCAUACAUUGAGAGAUUGAAGUUGAAUGAGGAAAGAGAGAAAAUGGCAAGAAGUGUGAUGGGAAAAAUGUCAAUUGAAAAAUUAUCAGAACUCUUGUCUUUCUAUCACACUAUGGGACAGAUUUGUUCAGAAGUGUUGGAAAGAAAGAUACAUGGCAUUGUGAAUGACAUUAGUUUAUGAUUUUGUUCCUAAUUCAUUUGUCUUUUGUUGACCAUGUAGUGUUUGCUCCAAGUUUGAUGUGCUACACUACGGGGCAUGAUUAUGUUUGUAUUAUUUUUCUUCCGUCUUGUUUUUGGUGAGAGUGCUCAUUUUUGUAAUACUUUUUUUUAUCCUUCUAUUUUGUUACCUAACUUUGUCCAUUGCACAUGUAUAUGCAUGUUUUGUCACUUACAUUAUAUCCAGUGGAAUAAAAAAUGCAUUUAUUUAAAA